GUUAAAAGGACAGAGUUGUAAAACUCCCAGGCAGAGGGGAGGUAGCUUGUGAGCCUGCUUAGAUACAUUAAAUUAUACCCAACACACACACAAAUAUCGCCUGGAAUACUCUUUUUAGAUACACAGAAGAUUCUUUUUUUUAUAGAGGGUAGUAAGCUAUCUAUUAGUUUGCUGACCGCGUCAUAGACACAUCAUUUUGCCAGCAAAGCCAUUCGUCACUCAAGCUAUCAACAGUGCAAGAAGAACCUGCUGUACAUUUAAAUGAUACAGAACUUUACUUUGUGGAAGGAAGGAUAUAUUUUUCGGCAACAAGCACUCACCCUUAGUUUCUGCGUUCAGCUCAAACCAAUCACCACUGCCUUGGAGGAUUUUUCAACUCUGGGAGGAACAAGAAGAAGCAGGAACGGAAACGACAACUCUUUGCAGGAAAAGGAAACACGAUCGAUCUCCACCGUGAAGCAGCUAUGCAGCUUGAAAUACAAGUAGCACUCAACUUUAUCAUCUCCUACCUGUACAACAAACUCCCCCGGAGACGCGUCAACAUAUUCGGCGAGGAGUUGGAAAGGCAGCUGAAGAAGAAGUAUGAGGGUCACUGGUACCCAGAUAAGCCAUACAAGGGGUCAGGGUUCAGGUGCAUCCAUGUAGGGGAGAAGGUGGAUCCUGUGGUGGAGCAGGCGGCCAAAGAGAGCGGCCUGGACAUCGAGGAUGUCCGCAACAACCUCCCCCAAGACCUGAGCGUGUGGAUCGACCCCUUCGAGGUGUCCUACCAGAUCGGGGAGAAGGGCACGGUGAAGGUGCUCUACGUGGACGACAACAACGAGAACAACGGCUCCGAGCUGGACAAGGAGAUCAAGAACAGUUUCAACCCGGAGGCCCAGGUCUUCAUGCCAAUCAGCGACCCCGUCGGCGCGUGCUCCGAGUCCAGCUCGCCCUCGCCCCCCUUCGGCCAGUCGGCCUCCGUCAGCCCGUCCUUCAUGCCUCGCUCCGCCCAGCCCUUAACCUUCACCACCGCCACCUUCGCCGCCACUAAGUUCGGCUCCACCAAGAUGAAGAGCAGCGGCCGUGGCAACAACAACAACGGCGGCGCCAGCGGCGGCAACGGCGUCGGCAACGGCAACAAGGCGUCCCGCUCCUCCCCCACCAACAUGGGCCUGAAUGUGAACACCCUCCUGAAGCAGAAAGCCAUCUCCACCUCCAUGCACUCCCUCUACGGGCUGGGCCAGCAGCAGAAGGCCUCCGCCCUCUCCCCCAACGCCAAGGAGUUUGUGUUCCCCAGCCUCCAGGGGCAGGGGAGCCCCGGGGCCGCGUUCCCCAGCGAGGGAGGCCUCAGCCCGCUGCAGUACAACAAUGCCUUUGACGUGUUCGCUGCCUACGGAGGCCUCAACGACAAGUCCCUCAUGGAAGGCCUCAACUUCAGUCUGAGCAGCAUGCAGUAUUCUAACCAGCAGUUCCAGCCAGUCAUGGCUAACUAAAUUCACGAGAGAGGUUAUUUAUGAAUGAUCGGUGGCCGAAAGAGAAGGAAAAACAAAAUGCCCAUUUGGAAAACAUCGACGAUAACGAUAACCACUGGACUUUCGAGGAAAUAAACGAGCAUCCAAUGAGAAGUUUCUUUGUCUAGUCGGUGAAGCGCAUGUGCCCAAGGGGGGUGUUACUGUGGACCCCUUGAGUUUGUUUAUACUACAAGCUUGUUGUACACACAUGUCCAAGCUGGGUUACUUAACAUGCAUCGUUGUUUUUCUUUUUCCUUUUUGCCAACCAAGCACAAAUACUUUUUUUACUAUGUUGGAAGAAAGAUCUUAAAAAAAAAAAAAGACAAAAAAUAUUCACACAAAAAAAAGACAAAAAAUAUUCAAGCUUCAAGUUUGGGCCUCUUACAGUAUUUUACAGGUGGUAAGACAUGGCUGAUUUCUACUAAUUGGCACUGCUAAAUGGGUGACUUGGUCUUUUUUCUAAUUGUAUAAUUUAAUUUAGUACAGAGUUUGUAAGAUAUCAGAGUAUAUAUUGUUUCUAUGACAUGGUGUUGCAUUUAUAUCUUUUUACUACUCCAGUGAUCCGUGAUGGCUACAGCAGCUUCCUCUUAUUUUUCUUUUUUUAAAGAUAAGAAAUGUUGAAGAAAUCCAUCUUUAAGAUGCAUCAAUUCUAAAGAUUGUGUACAGAGUAUUCCUUAGUGGUGGAAUUCAAGCGUAGGAAUAUUUGCUUUUUCUGAAAGAAGAGUUGUAUUUUCUGUUAAGAGUUAUACGAUUUUGCUAUAUUAUGGACAAAAAUGUAAUCGUAUGAAUAUUAAUUUUGUACCUACAUUGUGCAAUACUUGAUAAAAUACGGUAUAAGUAAGUAUUUUGAGUCAGUGUCUUACAUGUCAAGAGGGACUGAAAUAGUUUAUAUUGUUAAGUUUGUAUUAAAAUGCUUACAAAUUAUAUGCUUGUCUUUAUUUUUUUUAAUUUCAUAUUUGCACCCUGGUCUUUUUAAUAAAAUAAACUACAGUCAAAACAA
Molecule: messenger RNA, 2490 nt
Organism: Osmerus eperlanus (European smelt)
Lineage: Eukaryota; Metazoa; Chordata; Actinopteri; Osmeriformes; Osmeridae
Product: protein Tob1-like
Exons: 2
Coding region: 465-1472 (335 amino acids)
Biological process (GO): regulation of gene expression
Cellular component (GO): cytoplasm; nucleus
Molecular function (GO): transcription corepressor activity
Source: RefSeq, a predicted model, not a curated record